AUGUGUGAUGGACCUUCUGCUUUUGCGGAGCUGAAAACUGAUAUUCUCGUACUAUGUCCGAACUUGUGGAAAGAAGUACCAAGUCAGCUCUGUGAAAAAGAUUGGGUCAUGCCAGAAGGCUCCGCCAUUGACUCGAGGAGGACUAUUGGAUCUGUGAUAUUCCAUGAGUUGACCCAUCUUAUCCUUGGAAGGUGUCUUGAGCUUGCUCAAACGGAUCCACAAAAGGCUCAGAAUAACGCUCAGUCCUUCAUGUAUUUUGCUAUAGGUAUGGAAGUCCCAAUGCCAAUCUUAGAAGUUAAAAGGAUUAAACGCCUUGCUAACUCUGCAACAGCAAUGCUGUAUAAGGGAAAUGCUUGGUAUAAUGGAAAGGCACAGGCAGCACAUUGA
This is a messenger RNA of Penicillium taxi, 387 nucleotides long. RefSeq lists its product as uncharacterized. The record is from RefSeq and is a predicted model, not a curated record. Bases 1 to 387 code for a protein of 128 amino acids. The transcript is spliced from 2 exons. Lineage: Eukaryota; Fungi; Ascomycota; Eurotiomycetes; Eurotiales; Aspergillaceae. Gene Ontology annotation, molecular function: metallopeptidase activity.